Messenger RNA from Epinephelus fuscoguttatus (brown-marbled grouper), 4954 nucleotides. RefSeq names its product acyl-CoA oxidase 1, palmitoyl (gene acox1). The coding region runs from base 145 to 2130 and encodes 661 amino acids. The record is from RefSeq and is a predicted model, not a curated record. The transcript has 14 exons. Gene Ontology annotation, biological process: fatty acid beta-oxidation using acyl-CoA oxidase; lipid homeostasis; very long-chain fatty acid metabolic process. Gene Ontology annotation, molecular function: fatty acid binding; FAD binding. Lineage: Eukaryota; Metazoa; Chordata; Actinopteri; Perciformes; Serranidae. Gene Ontology annotation, cellular component: peroxisome.
UGCGCCUGCGCCAACUGGAGGAGGCCGAGUCAGGAAGACCCUGCUACACCAGGUUAAGAGGUUGCAGGCAGGAGGAAGGUUAUAUAAGUCGAUUCCCAUCAUAUUUUUUAACUACUAAUAUUGUUUUCAGUCGGAUACAGAACCAUGAAUCCUGAUAUUUUAAAAGAGCGGAAAAACGCCACUUUUGACGUCGAAAAACUGACCUACAUUUUGGAUGGGGGCCCUGAAAAGACCAGAAGACGGCGAGAAAUUGAGACCAUGGUUCUCAACGACCCAGACUUUCAAGAGGAGGAUCAAAACUUCCUGUCCCGCAGUGAGCGCUAUGACCAGGCUGUUAGAAAAAGUGCCCAAAUGAUCCUGAAGCUCAGAGAGUAUGGCAUCGCAGACCCAGAGGAAAUCUACUGCUAUAAGAAUAUGAUUAGAGGCAACUUCCAUGAGGCCUUGGGGCUACACUAUGUCAUGUUCAUCCCGACCCUGUACAGCCUGUGUGAUCCUCAGCAGUCCAGGAAAUGGUUACCUCUGGCAGAAUCCUUCAAGGCCUUGGGCACAUAUGCCCAAACUGAGCUGGGUCACGGCACACACCUCAGAGGGCUGGAGACAACAGCCACAUAUGACCCAGCCACACAAGAGUUUGUCUUGAACAGUCCCACAGUCAGCUCAAUCAAAUGGUGGCCUGGAGCACUUGGAAAGACUUCAAACCACGCCAUUGUUCUAGCCCAGCUUUACACUCAGGGAAACUGCCACGGUCUGCACGCUUUCAUCGUACCCAUCCGUGACAUGGACACACAUGUACCCCUGCCAGGUAUUGUGGUUGGAGACAUCGGCCCCAAGUUUGGCUUCAGUGAAGUUGACAACGGCUUCCUGAAACUAGAAAACGUACGAAUCCCACGGGAGAACAUGCUGAUGAAAUACGCCAAGGUGGAGCCAGAUGGAACCUAUGUGAAGCCGCCAAGUGCAAAGCUGACCUACGGCACCAUGGUGUUCAUCCGCUCCAUGAUCGUAGGCGAGUCAGCCCGGGCCCUCUCCAAGGCCUGCACCAUCGCCAUCCGCUACAGUGCUGUUCGGCACCAGUCUGAAAUCCGGCCGGGAGAGCCAGAGCCUCAGAUCCUCGAUUACCAGACGCAGCAGUACAAACUGUUCCCUCUGCUGGCUACGGCCUAUGCCUUCACUUUUGUCGGCCAGUACAUGAGGCAGACCUACCACCGUAUCAGUGAAGACAUCAACCAGGGGGACUUCAGUGAAAUGCCUGAGCUCCAUGCCCUGUCUGCCGGUUUGAAGGCCUUCACCACGUGGGCAGCCAACUCUGCCAUCGAGGUGUGCCGCAUGUCAUGCGGCGGCCACGGCUACUCUCGCAGCAGUGCCUUGCCGGACAUUUACGUUGAGUUCACCCCAACGUGCACUUACGAGGGAGAGAACACAGUCAUGAUGCUGCAGACUGCGAGAUACCUGGUGAAGAGCUACCGGCAGGCUAAGGCAGGACAGCAGCUGAGCGGCAUUGUGUCCUAUCUGAAUGAACCAAAGCAUCACAGGGUCCAGCCCCAGCCCGUCGCUGCCAGACCAACCGUGGUUGACAUUAAUGACCUGGUCAGCCUGGUAGAGGUCUACAAACAACGAGCUGCCAUUCUAGUUGAGUUGGCAGCAAAGAGCAUCCAGCAGGAGUUACAGCGCAGGAAGAGCCAGGAGGAUGCCUGGAACAACAGUGCUAUUGACCUGGUCAGAGCCUCCGAUGCCCACUGUCACUAUGUCGUAGUGAAGCUCUUUACUGACAGGCUGGGGGAGAUGAGUGACACAGCGAUACACUCAGUGCUGUCGACCCUGGCUCUGCUGUACGCCCUGCAUGGCAUUGCAAACAACUCUGGAGACUUCCUACAGGCCGGACUGCUGAAUGUGCCUCAGGUGCACCAAGUUUCUGUUCGGAUCAAGGAGCUGCUCUCUCAGCUGAGGCCCAAUGCUGUGGCACUGGUAGAUGCCUUUGAUUUCCACGACAGGAGGCUGAAAUCCGUCCUGGGACGAUAUGAUGGGAACGUCUAUGAGCACAUGUUCGAGUGGGCUCGCCGCUCACCCCUAAAUGCCACAGAGGUCCAUGAAUCCUUCUACAAGUACCUGAAGCCCCUGCGGUCCAAACUGUGAGCUGACCCCAUCGCACCUCGAUUUCUGGCUGUGACCCUUCAGCUCUGCAUAUAUAGGAACAACCUGAAUCGCAUCAACCCAUCAUAUCAACUCCAUGAUGGCCAUCACUGCUGGUAUUUACCAGUCUGAUGAAAUUUAGCCCUCCCUACUUUAUAUGUUGUCAAGCUGAACACCAUAAUCAGCCUCUCUAAAGGCCCUGGUACACUUUAGGCUGCUCUUUUGGGUGAUGGGGGAUGAUGGAGGGAAAUCAGAGUGGGCUGUAAACAGGGAAUGGACAACCUUAAAUAAUCUAAAGACACUGUAAUCAUUAACCAGGAUUCAAACUUUAUCUGUAAUCUUUAAUUAAGUCAUUAUUUCAAGCAAAAAAGAAAAAUUGCUUCAAGAAUACUGAAAACAAAAGAGUAUUUGCAGUUUUAGAACGCCAUGUUUUCUACAGAGAAAUUCCAUUGUUUGGUAGUAUUUCAUUUUCCGCCAUCUUUUCUUCACUUUCUGCUGUGUGCCUGAUGGCUCCUCUGUGUGAGCCAGCCAAGACGAAAAUGCAGUCUCUCUCUUUCUUUUUCUAACAAGAACAGAAUGUUAUUAUGAAGAUUACAUAAUGUUAGUUGUUUAGGAACAAACCAAUAGCAAAAUCAGUUUUGGUUGUUUCCCCUGACGACAAGGACCAACAUGUUAUUUAUAAAGACCCUGUGCUGUUUGUCAUAAUUGUUAUCGAAGAAGCAUUCGUUUAUCCAUGGCGGUUAUCAACCGCUGCACGCAUUAAGAAGGAAGUAGACAAGUCUGUGGCAGCCCACAGUCAUAAUGUAUUUUUGCACUGGAUAAGCAGACUUGCAAAUUAGAGCAGAUGUCAAACAGAAACAUUAAGUAACGAUAUAAAUACAGUCCCCUGUAAAAUACUGUGUCAACACCAUUUUUAAACAGGAGAUAAAACCUCUAAUAUACUUCAAGAUACUUCAAGACUCCGGGUUUUUUCCGGGUUUUUCAAAUGGAAAUGCUCACUCAGCCAUUAGCAAAAAGCAGUGACGUAGGUUAAAACAUAAUAGUUAUAUUGCUCUCUUUAAAGCCGUCAGACUCCAACAGAAACAGUUAUUUUACCUCACAGAACACAGGAGUUGCUGGUGUACCGCUGCCUCAACCAGUUAUUCGUGUUAUUGUUUGACUUUUGGAUCCGAGCUAACAUGGCGUCCACCGCAGUACAUUGCGUAGCCUCCGUGCUGGUUUGGGUUGGGGGUUAGAGGUACAUUAGGCAGGCUGGGGUGUUUAUACAUAACAUGUCAUCAUAUAGAAACCUAUGUCUGGUCACAUAGGAAAACAUUUUUAGAGGUGUUUUGGAAAAUAGCAUUUUGACUCUAAAACAUAGGCUCUUUGACUAAAAUUUGAAUGUUCAGAUUUAAAAGGAACACCACUGGAAAGCUAAAGAAUCAUAGAAAAACCUUGAAAAAAAUAAAAUUAUGGGCCUGCCUUUCAAAUACAGCGCCUUAAAAUCAGUCAAACCGUUUCUCUCAGUUUUAACUUAAUACUUCACCCAAAGUGCAUGCUUUUAGUAUCAAAUGCUCUCUCCCUGUUGGUUGCUUGAAUUCAGUGUUCUCCAGUGCUAACAAGUUUUUACAAGAUGUAAAAACACUUAAAAUCCUCUACUUGCUGUAUUUCAAGUUAAAACCAUCUGCCUUUACUCUCAGCCCCACCACCUGUCACAUCUCUUGCUGUAUUAAGGACAAAAUUGUCAUACUUUAAUGAUCCACUUCACAGAUACUAGUGUGAAGGUUAUAUACCUUAUUGUACUCCACUAUUAGAAGCUGAACUCAAUAAAGAGAAGAGAGGCCCAUCAAGAGACUGUGUAUGUGAGACAGUGGAAUGAUUUACUAAGACUUGCCAGAGAGAGUUCUCUGUCGAGCCAUGUGCUCGAUCAUUUCAGUGAAUGAUAACAACAAUAUUCUGUGUGUCCAGGUGCUUCUGAAUGUGUUUGUGGGACAGAAAGGUGUCUGCAGAUAAUGGUGAAGUGUGUCAAAUGUGUAAAAAGCACCUGUGAGGACAGGUAGUGUGGAUUUCUGACAGCGAUUUAGUGUUGAAUUAGGCCACAUAUGCACUGUAUAUGUGGAUAAAUAUUCUCCCUCCCUGCUGUGUGGGGUUGAUUUAUUAUAAAGAAGGGUAAAAAAAAACCCCAGCCAACAUCUUCAUGGAUUCUUUUUCUAGUUUUUAUUCAAGCACAUUUCUAACUAGAAACUUAAAUAAGUCAAUCGUUAAUAUACUGCUUUGUUCUGACUGAAUUCAUCUGAUUCAUGUAUGAUGAAAUAUGUGUAAACUGGAUAGGUCUCUUUUUUCCCUUUUUUAAGAUUAAUGCAAACAAAUACAACAGUUUUAGAAAAAUCUGUAAUAAACUGACUCAGCAAGCAUGAGUUUAUUUUCUUCAUGCAGCAAUCAAAUCCAACUGACUAAAUGGUAGAUAGUAAGGCUAGUAAAUAAAAAUAGCUACAGAGGGACUCUCUGGUGACUAACGACAUGAUGAUGACAGAAAGAGCUUUAAUCUAAAGCCUCACUAAGAACUGUGAAGAUGAUUUGUUGGAUAAUUAUGUGCCUGAGGAUAUUAUCUUUUCUUGUUGUAAUUAAGUGAGAAUGUUCUCACAAGGCUCGUAGUAUUUCAUUUCUGUGUUUGUACAACUUCUAAUCCAUUAACUCCUGCCGCAAGGGCGGGAUUAUGAAUAUGUAAUGACUCAGCUCUUUGUUAAGCAUAUUUUUGUGAUAUUGUUUGAUUGAAUGAUAAUGAUUUUAAUAGUUGGUUAAUAAUUUGACCUGUAAGUUAUAUUAAUAAAAACAUAAUAAUCAUGUG